This is a messenger RNA of Globicephala melas (long-finned pilot whale), 6269 nucleotides long. It is a transcript of the gene SLMAP, whose product is annotated as sarcolemma associated protein. Gene Ontology annotation, molecular function: protein binding. Gene Ontology annotation, biological process: regulation of voltage-gated sodium channel activity; protein localization to plasma membrane; regulation of membrane depolarization during cardiac muscle cell action potential. The record is from RefSeq and is a predicted model, not a curated record. Lineage: Eukaryota; Metazoa; Chordata; Mammalia; Artiodactyla; Delphinidae.
UCGAUGCCGUCAGCCUUGGCCAUCUUCACUUGUCGCCCGAACUCACACCCGUUUCAGGAGCGUCAUGUCUACCUGGACGAGCCUAUUAAAAUCGGCCGCUCGGUGGCCCGGUGUCGACCAGCACAGAAUAAUGCUACCUUUGAUUGCAAAGUGCUGUCAAGGAACCAUGCUCUCGUCUGGUUUGAUCACAAGACAGGCAAGUUUUAUCUCCAAGACACUAAAAGUAGUAAUGGUACCUUUAUAAAUAGUCAGAGAUUGAGUCGAGGCUCUGAAGAAAGUCCACCAUGUGAAAUUCUUUCCGGUGACAUUAUCCAGUUUGGGGUAGAUGUGACGGAGAACACACGGAAAGGUACGGUUACCCAUGGGUGUAUUGUUUCCACAAUAAAACUUUUUCUACCAGAUGGUAUGGAAGCCCGGCUCCGCUCAGAUGUCAUCCAUGCUCCAUUACCAAGUCCUGUUGACAAAGUUGCUGCUAACACUCCAAGUAUGUACUCUCAGGAACUAUUCCAGCUUUCUCAGUAUCUUCAGGAGGCCUUACAUCGGGAACAGAUGUUGGAACAGAAGUUAGCCACGCUUCAGCGGCUACUAGCCAUCACCCAGGAGGCUUCAGAUACCAGUUGGCAGGCUUUAAUAGAUGAAGAUAGACUCUUAUCACGGUUAGAAGUUAUGGGAAACCAAUUACAGGCUUGCUCCAAAAAUCAAACAGAAGAUAGUUUACGGAAGGAACUUAUAGCAUUACAGGAGGAUAAACACAACUAUGAGACGACAGCCAAAGAGUCCCUGAGGCGGGUUCUUCAGGAGAAAAUUGAAGUGGUUAGAAAACUUUCAGAAGUUGAGCGAAGUCUGAGUAAUACUGAAGAUGAAUGUACCCACCUGAAAGAAAUGAAUGAACGGACUCAGGAAGAAUUAAGAGAAUUAGCCAAUAAAUAUAAUGGAGCAGUUAAUGAGAUUAAAGAUUUAUCUGAUAAAUUAAAGGUAGCAGAGGGAAAACAAGAGGAAAUCCAACAGAAGGGACAAGCUGAGAAAAAAGAAUUACAACAUAAAAUAGAUGAAAUGGAAGAAAAAGAACAGGAGCUCCAGGCAAAAAUAGAAGCUUUGCAAGCUGAUAAUGACUUCACCAAUGAAAGGCUAACAGCUUUACAAGUACGGUUAGAACAUCUUCAAGAGAAAACUCUUAAAGAAUGCAGCAGCUUAGGGACACAAGUUGAUGACUUCUUACCUAAAAUAAAUGGGAGCACAGAAAAAGAGCACUUGCUUUCAAAGAGUGGCGGGGACUGCACUUUUAUUCAUCAAUUCAUAGAAUGCCAGAAGAAGCUGAUCGUCGAGGGGCAUCUAACCAAAGUGGUAGAAGAAACAAAGCUUUCAAAAGAGAACCAGGCAAGAGCAAAGGAAUCUGAUUUAUCAGAUACCCUGAGUCCAAGCAAGGAGAAAAGUAGUGACGACACUACAGACGCCCAAAUGGAUGAGCAAGACCUAAAUGAACCCUUUGCUAAAGUGUCCCUAUUAAAAGAUGACUUGCAGGGUGCACAGUCAGAAAUUGAGGCAAAACAAGAAAUUCAGCAUCUUCGGAAGGAAUUGAUUGAAGCCCAGGAACUAGCUAGAGCAAGUAAACAAAAAUGCUUUGAACUUCAAGCUCUUUUGGAAGAAGAAAGAAAAGCCUAUCGAAAUCAAGUUGAGGAAUCCAGUAAACAAAUACAGGUUCUUCAAGCCCAACUGCAGAGGUUACACAUCAAUAUUGAGAAUCUCCGGGAGGAGAAGGAUAGUGAAAUCACCGGCACUCGAGAUGAAUUGCUUAGUGCCCGAGAUGAAAUUUUACUCCUUCAUCAAGCAGCAGAAAAGGCUGCCUCUGAGCGGGACACUGACAUUGCUUCUCUACAAGAAGAGCUUAAGAAAGUGCGAGCCGAGCUUGAGCGGUGGCGGAAAGCAGCAUCUGAAUAUGAGAAAGAAAUCAUGAGUUUGCAAAAUACUUUUCAGCUUCGAUGUCAGCAAUGUGAGGACCAGCAGAGAGAAGAAGCAACGAGGCUACAAGGUGAACUAGAGAAGUUGAGAAAGGAAUGGAAUGUAUUGGAAGCCGAAUGCCGUUCUCUAAAAAAGGAAAACGUUUUGCUAUCAUCAGAACUGCAGCGGCAAGAAAAAGAAUUGCACAAUUCUCAGAAGCAGAGUUUAGAGCUUACCAGUGAUCUCAGCAUCCUGCAGAUGACUAGGAAAGAGCUUGAGAAUCAAGUGGGAUCCUUGAAAGAACAGCAUCUUCGGGAUUCAGCUGAUUUAAAAACUCUUCUCAGUAAGGCUGAAAACCAAGCAAAGGAUGUACAGAAAGAGUAUGAAAAGACACAGACUGUACUCUCAGAACUGAAGUUGAAGUUUGAAAUGACUGAGCAGGAAAAACAAUCAAUCACAGAUGAGCUCAAACAAUGUAAAGACAACCUGAAGCUGCUCCGAGAGAAAGGAAAUAAUCCUUCCAUAUUACAACCCGUCCCAGCCGUAUUCAUCGGCCUAUUCCUGGCUUUCCUGUUUUGGUGUUUCGGUCCAUUGUGGUAGAGAAAGAAACCCUGGCCCUGGAUGCCCAUGUUGGCUGCCCUGGUUGCGGUGACAGCCAUCGUGCUGUACGUGCCAGGUCUGGCCAGAGCUUCUCCAUGAGAGCGUUUCUUGAGUCCGUACACCGUCCUCCCUCUAGAAGCUGGCACCACACUCAUGCUGGGGACAAACCAGAACCAUUUUCUUCCUUUUUACCUCUUAAAACAGCAGAAGUGCAAGAAUACAGCUGUAGGGUCAUUGCUUUAAAUUAUAUAAAAUGUAUCUGUCUAUAAAGAGGAUAUAAAAUUGUGACUUUAUUCUACUGUAAGCAAUAAUUUGCUUGCAAUUUUUCAUGUAAUUUUUAAAUUAGUAUGUUGAAAUUCUGAAUAUUAUGGUGGCCUAAAGUAGGCUUCUUGGUACACCAAAUUAUUUAUAACAUUAAAUUUAUGGGUAUUUUACUCUGAAUUCUAAUGGCCAGAUAACUCAUUUUUUUUGAUUCGAUAACUACCCAAACCAAACAACUGAUACAUACAUGGGAAGAGAGGCCCUGUGUGCUCAGUGCCUAUCAGUUUGAAUAUAUACACAUAUAUAUAUAUAUUUUUUACAUAUUUACGCCAUUUUUACUUGUUAUAAAACCACUGAGCUAUUGGGAACAAGACUUAGAGACAACUAUUUGCGUGGAUUUUUUUUUUUUUUUUUUAAGGAGAAAUACACUUGGAAAAUACUCUGUUCUAGUGAUAAUUUGGGGAAUAUAUGCACGUUUGUUCAGCCUUAAUGUGACUUGAUGAUGUGGAGGACAUCAACUUUGAAAAACUUUCCAUGAGAGUGUGUAUUUUCUUGAGCAAACUGAAGUAUUUCUGGGAGCAAAAACAUAGUAAUUAUACAGUUUCAGUGCAGUAAACCAAACUGUUGAGUCAAUUGGAAUGUAAUUUAUUAAACCUCAUGUAUUUAAAGAGAUAUUUUCUUUAAAAGCCAAGUUACUUUCUCAUAUACAGCAUUUUAGGAAGCAUGACUUUUUUUUUCCUAUCAUCUCUUCCUCCAAGCAUGUUUAAUUGAAGAAAGAAUUAAUAUCUCUUUAGAUAAGCUUUUACUGACUUAAUUUGGUUAAUGAUAUUUCAAAGCUAAUUCAUGUUCGAGGUGAGCUGUUGUUACCUACCAACAGAUUUCCUGGUUGGGGAGGCAAAUGGUCAUUUUCUUUUUAUUGUUGUUAAUUGGGACGUUCUGUUAAUGAGAAGCACUAUUCCCAAGAUUAAUAGUGUUCCAUGCACAGUAAAGCACCUAAACACUGCUUGAUGUUACAAAUUUAAAACACGGAAGUGAAGGUUUAGCUAUGGUUUUUGUGCGGCACCACAGUUAUGUCAAUGAAGUUUAUAUAGGUCAUAGAAUAUCCUAAAGUAUCACAUAGUUAAAUUUUUCAGUCAGUGAAAACUGACAGGGAAUGUCAGUGAAUUGGCUUGAAUGUUCUGUGGCAAUCCACAGGCCUAGCCGAAUAUUGAAAUAGAAGUUUAGGAUAUAAUUUGCCUUGUAAUGUUUGGCAGUCAUUGUUUAUACUUUAAAGGUUAUAUUUUAAGCCAUUUGGGGUUUGCUGUUGGGAGGAUCACUAGAUUUAUGGAGGAAUUAGUCACAAAUGACUUGUAGAAAAUACUGUCAUAUAGUUCAUUUCAUCAUUUUCUGUUGCAGGAAGCCACUCCACCACAGAAUGCUAAUAUGCCAGUGGUACCCAGUACCUCCUGUAUAUAGGUUAUUGCAAAUAUUGUUCUGAAAUGCUUAACUUCAGAAUUACAUUUUUUAAAGUAAAUAAUUGUUUUAAAUCUAUUUUGUAAAGAUAUAAAGUACAAUAGAAUUUCUGGAGUACAGAUUAAACUAUUUGCACUAACACACGUGAUGUGCAUGAUUUAAUAAAAUAACCUUACUCUCCCUAUGCAUUUUUGAGUUGGAUAUCAUUGAAAUUCUUCGUACUGACUCUACUAUUGUAUUGUUAAUAGUCUUUUCAUGAAAUGACUCUUUAUGCAACAUAAUGUACGUUGGGUGUUCUUCAGGGUUUAAAAGAAAACACUGAGCUGUUUCCUCCAGGUUUUAUUAGCCUUUUAUUUAACUUACUGCUCUAAUUUUUUUCCCUUUUACUAUGGUUAUUGUUAAAACGUGACUCACUUGCCAGACAAGUCUCUUUAAAUGUAAAGUCUAGCAUCAAUAUUUACUUUAUUCAAAUUGAAUAAAUGGGUUUUUGUAGUGAACUGCCAGUUUUUCUUAAGAAUAUAAACGAGCCUAUUCAUAAGCAGUACCCCCAGUUUUGUUCAGUUUACUUUCAGGUUAAAUAAAGAGUAGGGGGCUUCCCUGGUGGCGCAGUGGUUGAGAGUCCGCCUGCCAAUGCAGGGGACAUGGGUUUGUGCCCCGGUCCGGGAAGAUCCCACAUGCCGGUGAGCCAUGGCCACUGAGCCUGCGCAUCCAGAGCCCGUGCUCCGCAACGGGAGAGGCCACAGCAGUGAGAGGCCCGCGUACCGCAAAAAAAAAAAAAAAAAGAAUUGAACAACCCUAUAACACAUUUAAAAAUUAUAUUAAGGUGCCACGUGGCUGGGUCAGAAAAUGAAAAGAACGUGGUGUUUAAAGCUAAAACAUCCGUAUUGGCAUACUGGCUCUGCCUUAGGCAAAUCAUUUGUCUUCUCUGAGUCUCUACUUCCUCAUCUAUAAAAUGGAGAGAAUAAUAUCUCUAUUUUUAGUGGUAGUAUGAAAAUUUUAAAAAUAAUGUAUGUGAAGUGUCAAGUGGUCAAUAAAUACUGCAAAUAUUUAAGUUUUAGGUGAACCAGUACAGCUAUUUAAAGUGAAUUGAUUGACUCAACUGUUGAGACUUUCUGUGUGAAUGAGAUAGAACUGCAGUGGAAUGACUCCUAAGAAAGCAUCCAGCUCUGUUCAUCCCUUUUAUAGUUGUGUCUUUAGGAAGUAAUAUGCUUAGUUUGAAAAUGAGCCAAUUGCUUACAACAGUUUGGAAUUCCUGUUGUGCCUGCCUUCAAGAGCAAUUCCAAGUCACAUAUGAAAACCAGUCACACUGCUGCAUAAUCAGAGGCUUUCAACUAAAAAUAGUAUUGCCUAGCUUGAUCUCACUUCAAUCACCAGACUUGACCCCCAGUGACUUUUGGCUGCUUCCAGUGAUUACAUCUACUAUCAAAAGGAUGGAAAUCUGUUACCAAAGAGGAAAAAAACUGCAUACAAGUCAACUGUGUUAAAACUGUACAGCCUUCCUCCCAAAAAAUUCACGUCUGAAAGUUUAUUCUGAGGGCAUAAUUGUGUGUUCAAAAUUUUAAUUACCAGGACAUUUAGUGUAGCAUUUUUCUGUAAUAGUGUUGGGUAAACAACCUAACUAUCCAGCAGUGGGUCAUCGGUUAAAUAAAUUAAUAUUGCCACGCUACAGAUUGCUGUGCUUGCAGAGUAUGUGGGGAUAUAUUCAUACUAUAUUAAGAAAGAGGUUACCAGUGUAGAAUAACCUUGGUUUUAUAAAGAAAAAAAUGUAGACAUACAGGAUGUUUAUAGCAGGAGGACUCAGAACGAUUUUUUAUCCAGGCUACACUAGUGCUUCUAUCUGUAUGAUUGAGGGUCAAUUCUGUUCCCUUUUUAUGAUUUCUGAUUUAUUUUUAGUGGUAAAUAUAUGUUGCUUUUGUAAAUUAAAAAGCUAUUUGGUUUUGCUUUAAAUUAGAAACAAGCAGAAUUCUAAGUUGCUUUUUGUAAUUGAAUGAGUACCUUGUCGAAGUACCUACGUUUAA